GUUGCACAUUGAAUCAUGAUGUCAGACUCAGCGGACAAGCCUCCAUUCUACCUAACCCCGCAGUUCUUUAGGCGCGCACUGGAGCAUGGCUUGCAGCAGCUCAACCUGCAGGUCCUCGGGGUGCAGCUGACGAAUCUGACGCGUGGCGGAGAGAACUACUGCAGCAACAUCUACCGAGCCCAUAUUCGGUAUCGCAAUGCCAAUAACAGCGUCCUGGAGACAUCGUUGAUCGUUAAGUCCAUGCCUGACGAGAAACAGGCCAUUCUGGCCCGCCUUAACAUUUACAACAAGGAAACCGUCUUCUACAUGAAUAUCAAGCCGAAGUUGGAGACCCUCAUGUGGAUAGCACAUGAUGUUUCUAAUCCCUGGACGUUGGCUGCCAAGCACUACUACUCUACUACUCAGCCGGAGCAGACCAUUGUCUUCGAGGACCUGUGCUCCGAGGGCUACCAGUUGAAAUGCCGCCAGUUGGGACUGGAUUUCGACCACGCGUCUCUGGUAAUGCGGAAGUUGGCCGAGUACCAUGCCCUUACUAUGGUUAUGGCCGAACACGAACCGGAAACGAUCGUAGACCGGUAUCCUUUCGGCCUGCUGCACAUGGACGCCAUAAAGUCGGAGCCUUUCAAGCUGCUUUUCGGAACCCAACUUCUAAAGCUGGCCGCUCUAGUGGGUGAUUGUGAGGGGUUUGGUGCGAUCACCACAAAACUAUACCGGUACCAUGAGCACUUUACAGAACGCGUCUUAAAGGCAGUGUACCCGCUGCGUGGAAGUUAUAAUGUGCUCAAUCACGGCGACCUUUGGGUGAACAACAUAUUUUUCAAGUACGAUUUACAUUACAAGGUGCAGCAGGUAAAACUUAUUGACUUUCAGCUUUGUUUCAACGGCAGUCUGGGCUUUGACAUCAACUACUUUCUUAACACUAGCUUGGAGCUGGAGGUGUUACGUGACCGGCGGCAAGAGCUUAUCGACAUAUACUACAAUAUUCUGGUGGACAACCUACAGCAGCUGCCAUGGGCCAAGCCGCUGCCCAACUAUGACGGCAUCAUGGACGAAAUCCGGAAACGCGAGGCCUACGGUUUCUUUGUGGCCUUUGGCUUUUUUCCGUUGAUGAGCAUGAUCGGAAUAGAUUCAGAGGACAACUCGUUGAAGAACUUCCACAACGAGACAUUCGCCAGGCAGAAAGUUCAGCUCAUGUUUGAAGGUAACACACGAACCCUGGAGAGCUUGAAAUGCACAUUAAAGCGUCUGGACGAUUUAAAGCUGUUUGACUAAUCACAUAAUACAAAGUUUGUGUUUCCAAAUAAAACAUACAGCCAUUAAUUUCCGUUUAAUAAAAUAUUUUCAUCUGUUGCUAUCCCGGCA
Molecule: messenger RNA, 1362 nt
Organism: Drosophila elegans
Lineage: Eukaryota; Metazoa; Arthropoda; Insecta; Diptera; Drosophilidae
Exons: 3
Coding region: 16-1272 (418 amino acids)
Source: RefSeq, a predicted model, not a curated record